ACAGCCAAAAUGGAACCUUACAACGGUAUCAAAAAUGCGCACGGCUUUCCCAAACCAUACACUGUAAGAUCGAACUAAUUCGAGUUAGGAAAACAUGCGUUUCUGCGUUUAUAAAUACACAAACGCAAUAUCUUCACCGGAAGAUGAUAGAUGUCGAUGGACUUAUGCGUUCAGAAAAAAAAGAGGAAUGAGAGGAAAUGAUUCAUUCUGUGAACUAAAUUGAAGGAGAAAGGACGUGUUUGCCAUAUUAUCAGACACGUUCACGACAUGGCGCAGUUGGUCGAUAAGUCGUUGGGGGAAAGCAAGACUAAGAAAAAAGCUAAGAAGAAUUUGUUGUCUAGAGAACUAGCAGAAGAAAAGGCUAGGAAUGCAUUGCUCUUGGACGAAUUGGAAAAGAGUCGUAUGCAAAACGCGGAACUUCUCGCAGGAUUAAAUGUCUCAUCGGCGGCAAAUAUCAAUCCUGUUGAUAACGCCGCAAUUGAUUUUGAUUAUGGAAAUAGACUCUGCAGUACACAGCACGUAACCACCCCACCGAGUUUGGAUGAGUCACGAUUUUUGUCAUCCAUGAACCAGCUUUCCGUUGCAUCCAUCAACGUACCGGAAUGCAAACCUAUUGAUGAUGAUGAUGAUAUACAUAGACAGUCAUUCGAGUCAUGGAAGGAUUUGCUUAUCGAUUGCAUGAAGUUGGCGGGAAUAGAUGACGAGUUUACGAAAUUUACGGUGUUUAAAGUGAAAGCCGGGGCUCGCCUGCUAGAGUUAUUCCGGAACACAAAAUCACAAGCAGAUGAUCCGGACCCGGACAUCAAACCCUUUUCAAAUGCUAUGCACAGGCUCAAAUCCUACUUCGGAUCAGGCUCCGAUGUAAUGUUGAUGAGACGCAAACUAGCACUAAUGAGUCAGAAGCCAAUUGAGUCUGACCUGACGUUUAUCACUAGAGUUGGUUCUACUGCUCGCCUUUGUGAGUUUGACGAAACGAAGGAAUUCGAAGAAAUAGUUGCCACGGUUGCCGAACACGCUAGAAACAGGGAUGUAAGAACAGCGGCAUUAAAAAUGCUCAGCCGCAAGGGAUGCUUUACAGAUCUCGUAGAUAAAGUACGUGAAAUCGAAGCUAUAAGGCUGAAUGAAGAAUUUGUUAUGAGAAAACAUGGCAAAAAUGAACAAACACAAGUCGCGUAUGUCACUGAUUCAAGGCAAGUGAACCGCCGACGAUUUCCAGAACCGUAUGAAAUGCGCAGACACAAUUAUCGCAGUGCUCCAAUGUCAAGAGAUCGACGGUCUCCGCAAGGCAGAUGGGUUAACAGGAACUCGGGGUCUAUCCGUCCUUCCCGCGCUAUGAAAUGUUGGCGAUGUAAUAGCGUGUUCCACACAGCAGACGUUUGUAACGCCAGGGACAAAACGUGCAACAACUGCGGUCGAAUGGGACAUAUCCGACGUGCAUGCCGCGCUCAGGAAUCAAUUCCGACACCAAAACGUACAUCAGAUGACCAACUGGAAUCUAUUCCGAAGAUAGCUGCUAUCGAGAAGGAAGAAACCAAUCACGAAGUUGAGGAAAAUGUGAGUGAAGUACUUAUUAAUUAAUAUUGCGAUACAAUGUAUCGAGUUAAUAUAAACCAUGAAUUUAAAUAUAUUAUUUUGAGAGAAAUAAAUAGAGGCUGGAUUCAUUAUUAAAAAAAAAAAAAAAAACAUGUUUCAAUCGAAGUAAUGCUUGAAUACUAUACAGGUACAAAUUAAUAUUGACCAACGAGAAGCACGCAUGCUAUGCAAUCAAAUUUAUCCGAAGAUUCGAACAGAGACUGACUCAGAUGCAAAUGCGUGUGUCGAUUCUUCUAUUUGUCCAAAGAGUAAUGUUACAAAUGCUGCUAGCUACGAUCCGAAGAUAAAGACCGAUAUCAGUUUCCAUCCAGUCGGACGAGUGAGUAACAAUAUAUGCUUUAGGCAAAUUGAUUCUUUAAAGUUUGUUCUUAUGCAUUUAGGUUCAGACUCCAUCUUCAGAACCGAGAAAUAUGGAUGGAACUAUUAUAGCUGAAGUUGCGGGAAUGCGAUGCAUUUUCUUGAUCGAUUCAGGGGCACAAGUGAACACGUUCACCAAAGAUAUGUUUCGUAAACUAAUUAACGAUUCAAGAUAUAGCAGUGGUUUGUUGAACAUUCAAUACAAAGCCGAUAGACCGCUUAAAGCAUACGCUAGCGGUGAAAUUGCAGUAAUAGCAACAUUUGAUGCAAAGUUGUACAUAUCGAACGAUCGACCCACAUUUCUUGAGAAGUUCUAUGUUGUCAAUGAGGUACGAGCACUCCUGAGCAGAUCCACUGCCACAAGAUACAGCGUCUUAUUAUUGGGUCUAAAAGUACCUAUUCAGCAUGAUAAUUGGGAAGAUCAACAAUUAUAUGCUGGGGAGGUCGCGUCGAUUGGAAUAAGUGGGAUAUUUCCAAAAUUUAACGUUCCCCCUGUAAAGAUAUAUUAUGAUAAAACCAAACCACCGUGCAGAAACAUAUUUCUGAACAUUCCGUUGGCAGUGAAACCUCUGGUGGAAGAACGGUUACAGGCCCUUGUUGUGGCAAAUAUCAUCGAACCUGUGAAGGACGGUAUGGAUACGUCAUUCUGUUCUUCCAUGUUGGUGGUACCCAAAGGAAAAGAUGACAUCAGAAUGGUUAUUGAUUUGAGGGGUCCAAACCAAUACAUACAUCGUACGCCAUUUUCAAUGCCAACUUUGGAAAGGAUUCUAGCCGAAUUAGAUGGAGCUCAGUGGUUCUCGACGAUUGACUUGGAAAACGCAUUUUUUCAUAUAGAACUGGAUGAGGACUCGAGACACCUUACUAAUUUCUUCACAGAAUAUGGAAUGUUUAGGUGUGUUCGGCUUCCAUUUGGUUUAUGCAACGCGCCAGACAUAUUCCAAGAAACUCUACAAAGAAAAGUUUUAGGAGGUUGCAA
Topomyia yanbarensis is the source of this 2926-nucleotide messenger RNA. RefSeq lists its product as uncharacterized. Gene Ontology annotation, molecular function: zinc ion binding; nucleic acid binding. The transcript has 2 exons. The record is from RefSeq and is a predicted model, not a curated record. Bases 268 to 1578 code for a protein of 436 amino acids. Lineage: Eukaryota; Metazoa; Arthropoda; Insecta; Diptera; Culicidae.